Serinus canaria (Common canary) is the source of this 2196-nucleotide messenger RNA. It is a transcript of the gene FANCF, whose product is annotated as FA complementation group F. NCBI's taxonomy places the organism in Eukaryota, Metazoa, Chordata, Aves, Passeriformes, Fringillidae. Bases 58 to 1263 code for a protein of 401 amino acids. Gene Ontology annotation, cellular component: Fanconi anaemia nuclear complex. The record is from RefSeq and is a predicted model, not a curated record. Gene Ontology annotation, biological process: interstrand cross-link repair. The transcript has a single exon.
UGGGCCGGGCUUGGCCCCGGCGGGACCGCGUUCAAACCUCAGCCCCGAGCCUGGCCCAUGGAGGCUGUACUGGGGCAGGUGGAGCAGCUGCCGGCGCUCCUGGCCGUGUCCCGCUCCGCCUUGGUGCGGGACUGGGACUCCCUGACGCUGGACAGGGCUCUAGAGUGGGCCCGGUAUUUCCAGCACCUCCAUGAGCGGUUCCGUGCCCGUCCCCAGCUCCGGGAGGCUCUCUCCCGGCGGCUGCGCCGCUCUCAGCCGUGCCCUCUGCUCGGCUUCCCCGCGCUGGGCCGCUGCCCGCAACUGCUGGGGCUGGCGCUGCUGGAGAACCGCGCUCUGCCGCCCGCCGCCUGUCGCCGCCUGCUCCGCAGCCUCCUGCAGCCUCCCGGCGCCGGGCCUGGCUCCGAUCCCCGCGGCCUGCCGCUGCUGGCCCGCCGCAAGGCCGCUGCCCGCCUGCUGGCCGUGCCCCGCCGUGUCCCCGGGCCGGAGCCGCAGCUACAGGCGGAGGCGCGGCUGCUGCUGAGCCGGCUGCGGCAGGAGGAGCAGCAGGACGGGGAGGCCGCGGGGCAGCUGCGGUGGCGGAGCGGGGUUCAGGAGGAGCAGCGGGCCGGGGAGGCCGCGGGGCAGCAGCGCCGGCUGAGCGGGGUUCAGGAGGAGCAGCGGGCCGGGGAGGCCGCGGGGCAGCUGCGCUGGCUGAGCGGGGCUCUGGAGCUGCUGCCCCAGCCCCGCGCCUUCGGGGUGGUGGCGGCGGCGCUGGCUCUGCUCAAGCAGGGGCCUGGCGCUGAGCAGGUCGGAGAUGGGGAUCGGGAUGGGAGCAGCAGCCCAGAGGGGUACCAGGAGAGUGCUGCAGGAGAUGGAUGCACCGCCGGGCUCCUGCUUUCCUGGCUGCUGGGCAACCAGGAACGAUUUUCUGCAUUCUGCCUUGGCCUCCCAGGUUCCCAUCUUGCCUUCCUGGCUGGUCACUAUCCCCAGUUAAGCAGAUCUUACUUGGACCUCUUAACCGGCUGGGGAAGACACUUGCACUAUGACCCUUUGCAGGGACGGUGGGUUAAAAGUUGCCUUGACAAAGCUGAAUUGUCCUGGGAGGAAUUAAGAGAGCGCUUCAUCUGCCUCUGUCAGAGAUCCAGACUGCUCAAAGAACAGACCCAAGCUGCUCUGGAGCUCCUGAGGACACAGGAUGGAGACUUCAAAGUCCGUGGCCUAAGUGUGUGGGGUGACUUACUGAUGGAAGUGGGCUACAAAUGUGUGAACACAAAAGCAACAUGAAAACUUGCAAUAUCAACUGAAUGUGGUUAUCUUUAUUUGAUGUGAAAGGCAAGACAACUACUGCUCACUUCGUUGAAAACCAAAUGUUAUGUGACUGCUGAUGGCAAUGAUUCUGAGUGCAUCUGGUUCUGAAAUCUUUCAGGGAGGCCUGGUGUUUUCUUGUGAUUGUGCUGUCAUUCCUGGUCAACACAGAAAAUUUCUUCCUUUUCAAUACUUGCUGAUUAUUUAUCUAAUAAAAUGAAGAGAACCUGUUUGCUUCAAAUAUGGAGUAGUUUUCCUUUUAGAAAAUACGACAAUUCUGAUAUGGUCACAGUAGUAAUGUGUCUAAAUGUUGGAGGCUGAGCAAAAGUUCAAAGGGAAGGUGGAGUUUCAAAUGUGAAAGACACAAAUUCAGGGUUCCUUUAGUAGUGAUUGUCUUCAUUGGGCUGUCUGCUCUGGUGGCCACUCAAUGUCAAUGUUUCUAUAGCUUUGCACAUGACUUAGCCCCAGGGUCAGUGAAGGAAGUGAGUGGAAGCCAACUGGAAAGCUUUUUGUAAAGUUCUAAAAUGAAGGUCUUUAUUAGUUGCUAUAUUAUUUGGUAAUAUCCAGGUAUUUCCUAAGAAAAGUGAGGUGAAAUAUAGGAUGUUCUGUGUGGUUUUCUUCCCAUUUUGAUAGUUUAUUACAUGAUUCAUUGCUUUGUGAAGCAGAAAAGUGAGUGAACAGCAAACUUUUUUAUUACAUGUAUAUAUAAUAUGUAUUAUAUAUACACACCACUAUGUCUAUAUAUUUAUACAAAAUAUUAUAUAAUUGUAUAUGUAAAAUAUGUGAGAUAUAUAGUAUAUAUAAUAUUUCUCCCCUUUGUCAUUUUAUGUCUUAUCUGUUUCUGUUGGAAAGUUUUGAACAGGGUUGUCUCUACCUUUCCACUUCCAUUAAAAUGAGAACUGUAAUGCACAA